GACUAAUGGGGCGGGAUUAGCACUGUGGCUUCUUCCUGAGUUGCAAUACUGCUUAUGAGAGCCGAACAUUAUCAUACUAAACUUUAAAAUUAUAACAUACAUUUAUUACAGUAUAACAGUUAAACGGGGCAGCGUCACGAUGGGUUUACUAACAAUUCUGAAGAAGAUGAAACAGAAGGAGCGCGAGAUGAGGCUGCUGAUGCUAGGUCUGGACAACGCGGGGAAGACGACCAUCUUGAAAAAAUUCAACGGGGAGGACGUCAGCACCAUCUCUCCCACUCUGGGCUUCAACAUCAAAACGCUGGAGCACAAAGGGUUUAAACUGAAUAUUUGGGACGUAGGCGGUCAGAAGUCACUGCGCUCCUACUGGAGGAACUACUUUGAGAGCACAGAUGGGCUGGUGUGGGUGGUGGACAGCGCAGACAGACUCAGACUGGAGGACUGCAGACAGGAGCUCAGCGCACUCCUCCUGGAGGAGAGGUUAGCUGGUGCAACGCUGCUGGUUUUUGCCAACAAACAGGAUUUACCAGGAGCUCUGUCCAAAGAGGCAAUACGAGAGGCGCUGGCCCUGGAUAACAUCAAAAGUCAUCACUGGUGUAUCAUUGGUUGCAGUGCAGUAACAGGAGAGAACUUGUUAGCUGGAGUGGACUGGUUAUUAGACGACAUCGCUGCGAGGAUCUUCACUGCUGACUGAUCCUCGCAAUCAGAGCAGACCAGCUGGUCUUUGUUCAUGACCCGCUACCUUAAGUGACUGAAUGCUUUUAUAGUUGUCCCAUCAACUAAUGAUUUCCCCAGCCAUCCUGAGUUUGCACUGAUUUAAAGGAGACUGACCAGUUUACUUGUAUGAACCCAGUAAUAAAAGUUUAUCCAUUCUUGUGGCAAAA
Molecule: messenger RNA, 884 nt
Organism: Oreochromis aureus
Lineage: Eukaryota; Metazoa; Chordata; Actinopteri; Cichliformes; Cichlidae
Gene: arl2
Product: ADP-ribosylation factor-like 2
Exons: 5
Coding region: 140-694 (184 amino acids)
Biological process (GO): protein folding
Cellular component (GO): cytoplasm; microtubule cytoskeleton
Molecular function (GO): GTP binding; GTPase activity
Source: RefSeq, a predicted model, not a curated record